Molecule: messenger RNA, 3289 nt
Organism: Archocentrus centrarchus (flier cichlid)
Lineage: Eukaryota; Metazoa; Chordata; Actinopteri; Cichliformes; Cichlidae
Product: protein jagged-1b
Exons: 14
Coding region: 44-2308 (754 amino acids)
Biological process (GO): cell communication; multicellular organism development; Notch signaling pathway
Cellular component (GO): membrane
Molecular function (GO): calcium ion binding
Source: RefSeq, a predicted model, not a curated record
CCACCAAAGCGCAUAGCACGGUCCCCAGUCCCUUGAUGCAGGGAUGGAGAGCUCACGGGCGCACGGGGUAACUCGGAAGAAUCUGAGAAGCAAAGGUGAAAAGAUCAACAGGAAGCCAGACAUGAGGGCUGGGCGACACCAGGGACACUUCCACCUGCAGCGGACUCUGAUUUUUCUCGUCGCGCUCACGGUACAACCGCAGGGUGUGUGCGCAGUUGGGAUGUUUGAGCUUCAGAUCCGCCACUUUCAGAACCCACACGGACACCUGCAAACAGAAGAAUGCUGCGAUGUCCAGGCAAGCGGAGGACAGCGCUGCUCUCCCACAGACCAAUGUGACACUUUCUUCCAGGCUUGCCUCAAGGAGUAUCAGGUCCGGGUUGCUCCAACUGGAGCCUGCACCUUUGGUACAGGCAGCACAGGGAUCCUGGGUGGAAACUCCCAGACGCUUCGCCACAGAGGACAUGAGAGGGGAGGAGGUGAGGAUGGGAGCAACGGACACAUUGUCAUUCCCUUCCUGUACGCCUGGCCGAAGUCCUUCUCACUGGUGUUGGAGGCUCUGGAUUACGACAAUGACACAUCAGGAUCAGGUGAAGGUCAGUUGAUUGAGCAAAUCCUCCUCUCUUCCAUGCUGAACCCUGGAGAACAGUGGCAAACACAUCGUCACCACGGACGCACCUUCAGCCUGGAGUACCAACUCCGUUUCCGCUGUGACUCCAACUACUAUGGACCCUUUUGCAACAAGUUCUGCCGGGGUCGCGAUGACUUCUUCGGUCACUUUAACUGCGACCAAAGUGGCUCCAAGGUCUGCAUCGAUGGCUGGACGGGGCCAGAGUGUAAAGAACCGGUGUGCAGGCAGGGGUGUCAUCAGGCCCACGGUUUCUGUACUGUACCUGGAGAAUGCAAGUGUCAUUAUGGCUGGAUGGGUCCGCUAUGCGACCAGUGUGUGACGUUCCCAGGCUGUGUGUAUGGGAGCUGCACUGAGCCUUGGCAGUGUGUGUGCGAUGUCAACUGGGGAGGACUGCUGUGUGACAAAGAUCUGAACUACUGUGGCACCCAUCAGCCCUGUAAGAACAGCGGGACCUGCACCAACACAGAGCCGAACGAGUAUCAGUGUGAGUGCCAGGAAGGCUUCAGAGGACGCAACUGUGACAUCGUGGAACAUGCGUGCUUGUCGUCCCCGUGUAUGAACGAAGCGACCUGCGUGGAAGACCAAACAGGAUUCAGCUGCAUCUGUAGCGAAGGCUGGACUGGACACACCUGCACAGAUGCAGUGAAGCAUUGUGAUCGCAGCCCCUGUGGCCAUGGAGCAACAUGUGAGGAAGCUCCUGGAAGUUAUCGGUGCCUCUGUCCGCCUGGAUGGACCGGCAGGACAUGCCAGUUAGACAACAAUGAAUGUGAGUUGAAUAUAUGCAGCCACGCCCGCUCUUGUCGCAACCUGAUUGGAAGUUACCUGUGUGACUGCCUUCCUGGAUGGACGGGGCCUAACUGUGACAUCAGGAACAGCAGCUGUCAGGGUUUGUGUUUGAAUGGUGGACGUUGUGAGGACCAGGUGUCAGGGUCCAGAUGUGUGUGUCCACCUGGAUUCUCUGGAAAAUAUUGCCAAAAUCGCCAGAGUCCAUGUGAUAGCGCCCCCUGUCUGCACGGAGGACAGUGUGUGGAGAAGGAUGAAAGAACAAUUGCCUGCAAUUGUCCCACGGGAUAUUCGGGAACCUUCUGUGAGAUAGUGUUGGACCUGUGCAAUCCCAACCCUUGUCAGCAGGGGGUGCAGUGUCACAUCAUAGAAGGCAGACACAUGUGCGUCUGUCCAGAUGGUUACUAUGGUGAUGAGUGCUCGAGCCUAAAAAAUCCCUGCGUUGGUCACCACUGUCCAGGCCCCAUGUCUGGUUCAACACACGGAGGCCUCAGCUUCUACAUGAUUCUGGUGGGAGUCUUAGCUCUGCUGGCGGUCUGUGGCUGUGCCGCCUGCGCCUUCAUCCUGUCCCACCUCCAUCGGAAGCGGAAAAAGCAGCAGGCUGUCCCACAGGAAGACGGCAUCAACAAUCAGAGGGAGUUUGUCAACCUUAUCAGAAACGUGGACCGUCCGGUGCCCCAGCUGCCCACUACUGUCCCUCUUACAAACGCUCCAGCCCCUGCCCCUGUGUCACGUUGCUACGAGGAGAUUGAACUGACCCUGCCGCCCUCCCCGGCCCCUUCACACCCCUCCCCGGCGCUAAAGCCAUCACAUGCCGCCAAACUGGACAUUUCAAACCAGGAAAGAGAGAAGCUGAACCGCCUCCACUAUGCAGAUAACCAAGAGCUGGAGGUCUGACACUAUCCUGACCUUUUGAAGCUCCGAGGAGGUUUCCUUUUCAUUUACUUUGCGUCCUUAGCACUCUUUUGCUCACAGGACCCCGUCUCCAGUUACUUGCACUGUCACUGUUGCAGAUAUGAAAAUAAAAGGUGACCCUUUGACCUGUAUGAGCACAAAUGGCUGUAGGCAGACACCUGAGGAACAAAAGCUGCUAAGCAGACAGAUCGAAAGAGUGUCGUUGCCUUUGGGCCUUCUUUGGCGACCAUGAAAAAGCAGCAGGGGCAUGAUGUUUGACUGAAAGGCUCAACAUUAAACUGGAGACUUAAAGACUUGCCUUUGAGUGCCUGAGACACUGUCAAGAGUAAGCACAGGAUCUUCCUCCAUAUGUGACUCGAUGCAUUUCUUGGUCUGUGUUGCCUUCUGACUGGUGUCCAGACCUCCACUGAACUCUGAAUGACUGAAAAGAUCAGUGAACAGAUGCCUAUUUAACGCUUGUUUUUGUGUCUGGCUGUAUGUAAGUAUGUGUGAGAGUGAAAGUGAGAUUGGAUAUUAUUAGUCUUUGUGAGAAACGGAAACAUUUUUGCUCUCAGCAAAGAGAAGCGUCAGAAGAGAGUACAUACUCCUGAACCAAGGGCUUUCAAGCCUUCUGAGAACCAUUUUAAAACUAUACACUGUUGCCUGUUUUGUCUCUGUAAUACUGCAGAUUGUCUGAGAUGUAUGGUUUUUUCAUACCUGCGUGUAACAUAGUUGUUUUUGUACAUAAAUAUAUUGUACAUAUUGAUGCCCUUUUUGUAUUGCGUCUUGUCAGUCUGUAUUACUUUGCUCUGUUUGUCCCCUUAUACUUUCCAUUUGGAGGAACCAGCACAUGUGGAAUGUAAUAAAAGUGCAUUUACCAACUCUGUGAUAUCUUUUAAUAAACACAAGGGUUUAGCUGUCACAAUUAAUCCCUGUGAGCCAAAAGCUCAGGCUUCAGACAGCUCUAACCCCUCUUUUUCAGAC